Messenger RNA from Salvia hispanica, 1047 nucleotides. The record is from RefSeq and is a predicted model, not a curated record. Lineage: Eukaryota; Viridiplantae; Streptophyta; Magnoliopsida; Lamiales; Lamiaceae.
AUGAACGGCAUCUGCAUCUCCUUCGAAUUCCAUCUCCGCCUCCGCCCCCUCCGCAACUGUAAGCGCCGCCACCGGAGAGCUCAUCUGCCUCCCCCUCCCUCAACAACAUUGAUAGAGGUGGGGCGGAGCAAACUUACUGACGAAGACGUUAAAACAUAUUGGCUGGAAUUUCAGAACCAUGCUAACACUGAGAAAUAUAAUCAAGACUUCGUCAAAGUUGCUUUUGGUAAAAGAUGCAGGGGCAAAUACGGUGAUCAUAUAAACAAAUUAAAAAAUAAGAAAAAAAAACCCCCUUAUUUCACUGAAGCCUUAUGGAAGGCUUACUCUAAUGCAUGGAAGGAUCCUAAGCAUGUCAAGGUUGCCAAGAAAUGCUCAGAAAACCGCAAACAAGGGUAUGAAAAGGCCCCGCCCACACAUGCUAAUGGAUCUGUUUCAUUUGAAGUGACGGUAGAAAGAAUGACCAAAGAGAACAACGGGAUAUGUCCUAAAUUUAUAGAAGCCUAUAAAAGAACUCACACGCUAAAAGGCAAAGAUUCAGAAGAAGGAGUGUUGUGUUCGCAGCGCGCCAUUGAAACAAUGGAGAAAGUUAGUGCAAGGGCAGCUGAAUUACGAGCCAACGGGAUAGAAGUUCCAGAUUUAGAUGUCAUUUACUUUGAGCUGUUUGGAAAGCUAAACAAGAGAAAUCAAAUUUCUGGAGCCGGACAAGCAACAAGAAUCUAUUUCCCUAAUGCUGGCAGUUCGUCCACUGGUGGCUCAGUUGGAGUUAGCGCGGAAGAGGUCCAGCGACAGGUACAAGCAAUGCGAGAGCAAGUCACUAUCGAGGUGCGCGAGGACAUGGAGAAAAAAUAUGAGGCGUCGGUCGAGGACUUGGAGAAGAAACAUGAGGCGUUGGUGGCUGAUAUAGAAAGGAAAAAUGCGGCGAAACAUGCCGAAUUAGUGAGACAAAAUAAGGAGAUGCGCUCGGAUUUUGAGAGAAAGAAUGAGAGGAUGUUACAACAAAUGAUGAACCUUAGUGAACAAGUUAAGCAAAUGAGAAGUGAAAAAUAG